Molecule: messenger RNA, 4772 nt
Organism: Styela clava
Lineage: Eukaryota; Metazoa; Chordata; Ascidiacea; Stolidobranchia; Styelidae
Source: RefSeq, a predicted model, not a curated record
AAGUUUCGUUUAUAUCGUAGCCUUUUUUAUCAUCCUAAUAAAAAAACACACUUGACUAGUAAUCUGAGAGGCGCGCGUUCAAUAAAUCGACCGAAAAGUUGGCAGCGGAACAAAUGAUUUGAUCUUCACAGCUCUGCAACUUUAUUGGUGUGAGCCCUGCUUAUGCAUAAUUUUUCGAAAUGUUGUUUUCUCGUGGAGUUUAUAAUUGCUGAAUCGAGUUUGGUCUUAUAGAUUUUAAUAUUUUCAGUGUGAGCCAUUGGAUUAUUAAAUUUUAUGCUUACAGACGUCUAGACGUAUCAUUCCAGCAUUCAGAAAACUGAAUUAUUUGUUGUAAAUGGUAUGUCAGUAUGUAAAUAGAUUAGGAUUCAUUCAUUCGCCAGAAAUGAUUCUACAAAUAGAAAACGAAUAUAGCAAUAGGAGGGAGACUGACUGACUGAACUAGACAACUACAGAACUGAAAAAAUGUCUGAAGUGAUGCCAGAAGCAAAAUAUACCAAGUUUGGUGAGAAGAUUCGCCAUGUCAUUCCUGGACCAAUGCAAUGUUCGAUGGCAUGUGGAGGAAGAAAUUGUAAAUGGGAAAACCCAUCAAGAUGGUCUGAUGAAGAUCAAGUGAUUAAAGGAGUCUUCUCAUCAUGGGUAUUAGAUGAGGUUGUUGCAAUGUCUCGGCCAUCAACAGAGGUCAUAAAGAAGUAUGAUCUCAUCAAGCAAUUCAAGGAAAGUAACAUAUCUUCUAUAAUUAACCUUCAACGUCCUGGUGAACAUGCAAGUUGUGGACCUCCAUUACAUAAGGAAAGUCAAUUCACCUACGACCCGCAGAUAUUCAUGGAAAAUGAUAUAUUUUUCUACAACUUUGGAUGGAAAGAUUAUGGAGUUACGUCUUUGGAAACAAUAUUAGAUAUGGUAAAAGUUAUGGCAUUUGCCUUAACAGAAGGAAAAGUUGCAGUACACUGUCAUGCUGGACUGGGUAGAACAGGUGUGCUUAUUGCAUGUUACCUGGUGUAUGCCCAUCGCAUGGAUGCAUCUUCUGCAAUAAAUACUGUAAGGAAAAGAAGACCCAAUUCUAUACAAACUCGUGGACAAAUUGCCUGUAUUCAAGAAUUCGCACAAUUUUUGAAACCACUGAGAAUAGUAUUCCCUCAAGUAGUACCACAUGCAGAACGUUUAAAUUUGACACAAUUUCUACAUCGACAACGCCAUUUGUUACAUGGCUUCGAAUCUCGCGAAUUACGAUACACUCCGAAGAUUGUUAGUUUGGUUUGUCAAAGACUGAUUGAAAUUGCAACAACGUCUGAUGAUACAAGUUUGUAUGACAUGAGAACUCGUUCGAAUACAGGUCCAAGACCAAGAGGUGGAAAGAAAAGUAGAAAGUUACGCAGAAGUAACACAAUUGAGACACUCAAAGAAACGUUACCUGGUGCAUUUGUUAAUGAACAUCUUGAUGGCAACGAGAUGAAUCUGAAUCCUGGGUAUUCUCAGAAAAUGAAUGCGUUACUUUCUCCUCGAUUCAGUCGUCGAAAUGACAGUGCAAAAUCCAAGUCAAGUUCUGUUGAUUCGAAAUCACAUAGCCGUCCUGAGAGCCCUGUUACAUGUGAUAUAGAUGCUAUAAAGCCGGAACAAAAUUUCAAUUCCAACAAUAAGUCUAAUGCACCAAUUCUAGUUGCUACUGUAUCUGCACCCCAAUUUCUUCCUUCUACUACUUCCAAUGAUCACAGUGGGGAUAAUAAUAAUAAAGUUCCUGGUGAACCUCAGGUUGUGUUAGUAAAGCAAGGUUCCCGCACUGGACUACUCUCAACAGCAACCAAUGUUGCCCAGCCACAGAGUACGGAUGCAAAUAUUAACAAUAAUAAUCAAAUUGUGACCCCAUCAGUGAAUUUACAAAAACAACCUCCUCUAUUUACUUUGGGAUCAAAUUCAGAGGAUACUGUGCAGGUGGUUGAAAAAGAACUGCCUAAAGAGAUUACUUGUUCUCAAGAUGAUAACGUUAUACCGACAAAAACAAAUCUUCCAUCCCCAACACUUUCGAUUCAUGAGCCUCAGAUAUCUCCCAGGGGUAAACCACCAACGCUACCAAAUAAAGAUGUUCAAAUCGCAGCAGGUGAUAAAGUAACAAUUCAAAAUGUGCGAACUCCAGCUGGUCAAUCUCAAAGAAUAUUACCGACUGGAAUGCCAUCAAUAGGUCGUGUUGGAAGUGGUAAAGGAAAGAUGUUAUCAUUUUUUGCAGAAGAGAAAGCAGAUAAAUUGGAAGGUGGAAUCAAUGAUGAUGCGAAGUCUGAACAAAAUAACGAAGAAAACCAAGUCAAUGGAAAUAAUGAAGAAGAUAAACCAGAUGAUAAUAAUGUUGACAUAACUGACAAUUGCCCGAACGAAUCGAUUGUAGAAGAUAAACAGGAGGUCUUUGAUGAGGAAUUGUUAGAUCAAGAAUUGGAAAUCGUUGAAAUGAAAGAUGAUGACGGACAUUUUUUAUCAGAAUCUGAGAGUGAAAAAGAAGAUUCUAAACCUGAUAAGUUUCUCUCCCAAUCAACAUCAUCAAAAAUCAGCUGGACUGAACAAAUUGGCAAAAAUGCUGGGGAUGAAUGCAAUAUUGAUACGAAAAAUGAUAGUUUGCUGAAUAAUAGCAAUGAAGAGUUGUGUAGCCGCAGUACACCUCUAAUGAGCAGAGUUGAUCACAGCAAAGAGUUUUUGGCUGAUGAAAGGGCUACUGAUAAGGAAGAAACAUCCAUGAAGAAAGAUCAGGAUGAUUCGGAAGAUCCGAAGUUAACAGAUGCAGUUGAUAUAAAAUCUAAUGAUAACGAUAGAAUUGGUGAUUUAACACUUCCAUUGCCUAAAAGUUCUCCAACAAGCAAAAAACGACCAAAAUCAGCAAGUUUUCUGAAAAGAAUGUCAGCAAAACAAAAUGGAGCACAGAAGCAACCACCUUUAAGGAAUUUAACACUGACUCAAAGUCUUUGUGAUUUGAGAAACUAUGAAAAAAUAUCGCAUGAUGACCUUUUCCUUAUGACGACCGAGAUGACCAAUGAUAUUUUUCUUUCUCUUUCUCCUGGUAGUAAAAGCAGUAGUAGUGAUGAUGUUCGAACUCCGACUGGUUCUGCGUCAAAAAGAAGAAUCAAGGAUCCAAUUACAGUGGCAAUGGCACUCGCAUAUAAACUAACUGACAAUGAAUGGCUUUGGGAAAAGGUUUACACAAAACAAGUUGAACUGAACACCAGAGAAGGAGCAUGGUCAGGUGUUGAACAAGAGGUCGAUGCACAUCUUCUUGCUUGUUUAAUGUGGUCAUGGAUCGAACAUUUAUCAGAACCUGUUUUGACACUUCCAAAUAUUGAGUAUUUAAUUAAAGAAUCUCGACCAAGUCACAACAAAAUAUCUUCGGCCACAGAAUGUCCUGACCCCAUAUUAUUUGAGAAAGCUUUGAAAAGUUUGGGAAAGUCUAUUUCUUCAACAAUGCAAUGUGUAAUAAGCUGCCUACUUAGUCUUCCACCUCUUUCGUAUGAAUUAGAAGCUUCCGUUAUUAGAAGAGUUACUUCCGCAUUGACUCAGUUUUAUAUUGACGAUGACACUGAAAAUCCUGAAAUUCUUGAACAGAGUAAAAAGCAAGAACAAUUGGUUUCUCUUUUUCAAAAUUAUUUGGUGAAGAUGAGAGCAAGAAGUGCAAGGAAACAAUCUAUCAUUGAUGAGAAAAAUUCAAAGGAAAAUGAGAUUUCUAAUUUGAAUAAGAAAGAGAAGAGAAAUGAAAACAACAAUAAUGCAGUUGAUGAGAAGAAAACAGAAAAUUUUGACGAUUCCAAGAAAGGCUUUUCUAAAGCUGAAGGUGAUAAUACAUCUUCAACUUCCAAAGUUUCAGAAUUACCACUACGUAUAGCAGUGUCAUGAUUUUUUGAAUCUUCCAAUCAAGCAACGAGAACCGAUCAAUUUUAGAAUAAGUAAUUGCAGGGCGUUUAACUGAUUCAAUCAGAAAUACUCGGACAUGCAACAACUCCUCUUAUAGGAUAUUAUGUGUUUUGACUUGCAGUAUAUGGUUACCUUCUAUAUAGUAUAAACUUUUUCAACUAUUUUUAGAUAAAUAUUUGGCACAGAUACAGUGAAUAUUCCAUAUUAUUCAAUUUAGUUGAGAAAUUCAUAUGACAUUGCCUAUUUUGUUGAUUGACUAGACUGGCAAUGUGGUUUUAUUCUGAAUACAUUUAUGUACUUCCAUCCUUCAAUCUCAAAAAUCUUCCACCUGCUUAUUCUUUCAUCAUUAUAAUUUUUUUAUUCUUCCACAUCGAUUUCUUCAAGUUACUGUAAUUUUUGCACAUUUUUUAUUAAACAUUUGCACUUAACAAACAAAACAUUUAUAGUUGUUCCAAAAAUAUAUCCACUGACCUGACCUUUUCUCCAAUUUUUUCAUAUUUUAUCUCCUGAUUUAUGAAGCAAAAUUUGUAUAUUAUUAUCGAACAUAUUCGUUACUGGUGAGCACUUUUUGAAGUUUCUGAAUUUCCUAGUAUAUAUUACAAUAAAUCUGUAUUGAGCACUCGAAUCAAUAAUUCCACUAUUGUUAAUUUGGUUUAACUAAGUAUCCUUGUUUGUUAUCACAACUUUCUAUUACUGUUGCAUAUAUGUUUAGAAAUGUCAUUGUUGCCAGUCCCGUAAAGAAAGAUAUCAAAUAAACUCAUUAAAUUGAAAUAUUUAGCGUUGUGGAAAAACUUUCUCAAUUUAUAUAUACUUUUCACUUUGUUUUUUAAUCAUCUUCAAUAUAAUCUGUUAAUAAUAAUCCAAUAUUUUCAAGCUUGUCAACUUAA